Coffea eugenioides is the source of this 1715-nucleotide messenger RNA. Its product is annotated as RGG repeats nuclear RNA binding protein A-like. Bases 231 to 1376 code for a protein of 381 amino acids. Gene Ontology annotation, molecular function: RNA binding. The record is from RefSeq and is a predicted model, not a curated record. The transcript is spliced from 7 exons. Lineage: Eukaryota; Viridiplantae; Streptophyta; Magnoliopsida; Gentianales; Rubiaceae. Gene Ontology annotation, cellular component: cytoplasm; nucleus.
AGCUCCCUCAAAAUACUCUGCCGCUUCGGCUAGGGUUUUCUAAAGCCCCUCUUCACUCGCUCGCUCGCUCUCUUCUUUUCACUCACUACACACACUCUUUGCUUUCUGCAUAUCAGAUCUAAAUGUCCAUGGAUUCUUAUAACAACUAGAAUUCAUUUUCGAAAUAAAUAAAUCUAAGGCUCAAAGCUUUAGCCUUGUUUGAUAUACAUAGACCACUGAGAGUAUCGAAAAUGGCGACAAUGAACCCAUUUGAUCUUUUGGGCGAUGAUGAUAAUGAUGACCCAAGUCAGCUUCUUGCUGCUCAGCAGCAGAAAGCUCCGGUGGCUUCUGCAGCUCCGGCUACCAAGAAGGGUCCAGCACAAGCUCAGUCGAAUCAGCCGUCUAAGGCUCAGGGUCAGGCUCAGGGUCAAGCCAAGCUUCCUUCCAAGCCCCUUCCCCCAGCUCAGGCUGUAAGGGAAGCAAAGAAUGAAAUUCAACGUGGUGGCGGGCGUGGUGGUGGACGUGGUGAUGGUCGUGGUCGUGGGCGUGGGCGUGGCGGUCGAGGAUUUGACCGAGAUUCUGCUGAUAAUGAAAAUACAGCUGCCGGCAACAAUGGGUACUCUGGAGGGUAUAGAACUUCAGAAGAUGUGGAGGCUGGGAAGACUGGUGAAAGGCGUGGAUAUGGUGGUCCUCGUGGAGGUUUUCGUGGGGGUCGCCGUGGUGGUUUUAGUAAUGGGGAAGCUGCAGAUGGUGAGAGUGGAGAACGCCCUCCUAGGAGGAUAUUUGAUCGCCGUAGUGGUACUGGUCGUGGAAAUGAGAUAAAACGUGAGGGUGCUGGUCGUGGAAAUUGGGGGACCCCAACUGAUGAGAUUGCUCCUGAAACUGAAGAACCGGUCAAUGAGGGUGAGAAGAAUGCUGAUACUGAGAAACAAUCAGGACAGGAAACAGUUGGGGAUGCCAACAAAGAUUCUCAUGUGGACGAGCCAGAAGAGAAAGAGAAGGAACCUGAGGAAAAGGAGAUGACACUGGAGGAGUAUCAGAAGCUACUUGAAGAGAAGAGGAAAAGCUUGCUGGCAUCAAAACCAGAGGAGAGGAAGGUUAACUUGGAUAAAGAAUUUGAAUCCAUGCAAUUGCUGUCUAACAAAAAGAAUGAUGAUGAUGUCUUCAUAAAAUUGGGGUCUGACAAAGAUAAGCGCAGGGAUGCUGGUGAAAAAGCAAAGAAGGCUGUAAGCAUAAAUGAAUUCCUGAAGCCUGCUGAGGGUGAAAAUUAUUAUCGUCCUGGUGGCCGUGGAAGGGGACGUGGCCGUGGUAGGGGAGGAUAUGGAAACAACUCAUACAACGUUGAAGCUCCUUCCAUUGCAGAUGUCGGGCAGUUUCCUUCUUUGGGCGGAAACUAAGGGAGCAGGGCCUGCCUGAGCUUUUAUUCUUCCUAUUCUCAUGAUUUUGGGUGGCUCGCUUUUGGCGGGAUAUUUUCACAAAUGACGUGCUCCUGUACUAAAAUUGUUGAAGAAUUUUACAACCUUUUAAAGAGUGUAAAUUUAGAUGUCUUCCCGGGGUUUAUUCCCUUGGGUCUAGUCCUUUGACCAGCAUGGUUACACUUUUUUUUUUUUUGGCAUAUUUAGGGCACUAGGGUCCAAAUUUUAUAUUUUGAUGAUGGAUCAGUUUUGAUUUGGAGUUAUGGAAACAGUUUUGCUUUUUCCUAGUUGAAGCCUUUAGCUGAUUAUCAGUUUCUGUUC